CGUUUCCACCCACCAUUUGUAUUUCUCCCUGCCAACAACAACACAAAGAGAAGGUCCUGUAUAAUCUGUCUGGAAGUUUGCAAUAGAAGUUGGGUGUUGUCUGUACGUUUGCAAAGUGAUAAUCGAUAGUCUCGGCAGUUCUUUCCAUCAGUUCCGUUCAUUCAACAGCCUAACCAUUGAGCGACAAAAGUCUUUCGAUAUGGCCGAGCUAAAGUCGGAGCUCGAUAGUGACGCUGAUCAAAACUAUUCCCUUGCUAGUAAUGCCGAUCCUAAAAAUAUGCAGGAGCUAACAAUUUACGUCCAAAGCAUACUUCAAAAUGUACAGGACAAGUUCCAGUCUAUGUCGGAUCAGAUAAUCACCCGUAUUGAUGAUAUGGGGAACAGAAUAGACGAUCUGGAAAAAAGUAUUGGAGAUCUGAUGCAGCAGGCCGGCGUUGAGGGUCAAGAAAAAUGAAAAAUGCAACUGCAAAGUAAGCAUGUUUAUUCCAAAUUACUUUAUUUUUAAUUUUAAAUAACUUUUUGUUGGGCACGACUUUUAAAAAUGCUUAAAAUCAGUAAACAAUCCAAAUAAUUGCACUUGGAAAAGGUUUUAAUUGGCACAAUCAGUCAGAAUAAGUCGACGAGAAAAAAGUUAUCGAUUUAACAGGCGCAUUUUUAUUUACAUCCUAAACAAAAAUCAGGGGUGGCACGAAUGAAGUAAAUGAAAUAUAAAUUACUGCUGCUCAGUCCAUUCUUCA
Wyeomyia smithii (pitcher-plant mosquito) is the source of this 737-nucleotide messenger RNA. RefSeq names its product heat shock factor-binding protein 1. Gene Ontology annotation, cellular component: cytosol; nucleus. Gene Ontology annotation, molecular function: transcription corepressor activity. Gene Ontology annotation, biological process: cellular heat acclimation. Bases 200 to 454 code for a protein of 84 amino acids. The transcript is spliced from 2 exons. Lineage: Eukaryota; Metazoa; Arthropoda; Insecta; Diptera; Culicidae. The record is from RefSeq and is a predicted model, not a curated record.